UGUCCCCACGAAUCAGAUUUUUUUUUUUGCUUUAGGAUGACUUCAGGUGCAGGUCAAUCCUUGUGGUUGAGGUUAACACCCUGAUAGUGAAGUCCAAACAUGCACAUUUUUCUUGAGUUUUGAUUGAAAAUUUUGGUGUUCGUCCAUCCCCUUUAAGCAUCUCGAACAAACAUGCAAUUGCUGAAAACAGUAGGGCUUUCUGUUUUAGGGCUAGUGACUUCCUUGAACAGUGGUAGUUGAGGAACUGAGGUGAAGAGGGAACAAAAAAGAAGAAGAAAUAAGGUAACUCAAGACAAAAGAAAGUUACAGCACCUAUGGUGAUAGCAUCUGGAGCCAUCGACAGGAGGCACCUGUCUCCUUUUGGCCCACCGCCAGAAUCAUCAUCUUCAUUCUUCUCUGAGGAUCUUGUCCCUACAGAGAGGCAAGUUGGAUUCUGGAAAUCGGAGUCAAUGGUCGAUCAGAGAGGGAGCAAGUCGGAUUUUGCUUCUACACUUGAAAAGGUCCAUCCGACAGGAGCAAAUCCUGAAGGUAGUCUGGAACAUCCAGGAGGUGAAGUCUUCAAGGGCCUAGACAUCCUCAGCCUCAGUAAAUUAAUGGGCCAAGGAAAUGCUUCAAGUUUACCAUCAAUUUCUUGGGAUGAUAUCCUCACAACCCCCGUAUCUAGGCUUGGCUUGUCUACAAGAGAAACAGCAAUUGCUGAAACAGCUAGUGGCAAAUCAAGAAUGAUGCAGUCUGCUGAUACACAUAACUUCACCUGUGAGGGAGAUGAACCUCUAGGGUCUAUGGAAGAAAUUGAAGCUCAAACUAUUGGAGAUCUCCUUCCUUCCGACGAUGAUUUAAUAUCAGGUGUUGUCGAUGGCUUUGAAUUUGUGGGCCGGUCUACCAACCUGGAUGAUGCAGAUGAAGAUAUAUUCUGCACUGGAGGAGGGAUGGAGCUUGAGAAUGAUGGUUCCAUGAAAGGUGACAAAAUUCUGGAAGGAUCCCAGCUGUGUCAAUUUUCCGGGGAACAUUAUAUCAAUAAAUGCCCUUCCAGAACUCUUUUUGUGAGAAACAUUAACGCGAAUAUUGGGGAUUCUGAACUAAGAGCUCUGUUCCAGCAAUAUGGGGACAUACACAUACUUUACACCUCCUGCAAGCACCUUGGGUAUGUAACAGUGUCUUACUAUGACAUAAGAUCUGCCCAGCACGCGAUGAUAGCACUUCAUGGCAAGCCUCUGGGGCUAAUGAAGCUUGAUGUACAAUUUUUCAUUACCAAGGAAAAUGUUUCUGAACAGGGUAUCAACAAGGGAAUAUUGGUGGUAUCUAACAUCGGCUCUUCUGUUUCCAAUGAUGAUCUUCUCCAAAUACUUACUGCUUAUGGUGAUGUGAAGGAGAUUAGCAGGGCUUCUGCAAGCUGCAAUAAGAAACUCGUCGAGUUCUAUGAUGUUAGAGCAGCAGAAGCAGCACUACAAGACCUUAACAAGGGUAAUAGUUCAGGCCCAAAAAUCAAGGUUGAAGUCAGCAAUCCUGGAGGGGCAAGAUCUUGCUUGAGCCUGCAAUGUUCGAGAGAAUGGAAGCAUGACAGUUCCUCCAACCAGCCUAGAAAUUCUCCACCUGGGACCAUUGGAAGGUUGGGCCCUAAAAGUCAAGAGAACAGCAACCUUCAUAAUUUGUUUUCUCCAGUUAGUCCGCAGUUGGAUAGAUCACCCCAUGGUAUCUGUACAAAUGGUCCUCAGAAGUUAUCGUCGCCUAUCAGAAUUGAAUCUACACUUCAGCACAAUAAUCAAACCGCUCUUAGUGGAUCACUUGGUCAAGGAAUCUCUGGACGUGGAAUGCAUAUCUUUCACCCACAGUCACUGCCGGAGUGUCAGAAUGGUAUUUGUAACAUCUCCAAGUCCAUGACAUCGAGCGGCAGGAAUGCUAACUUCAGAGUAGAUGGAGUGGAUUACAGCCAACUCCAGCAAGUGAAUUCUGGUAGCCUUCAUGGUCAUUCCUUUGAUCAAAAUAAUGAAGCAUUUGGAGUUACUGGAAUUGGAAGCUUCCCCCUUCAUGGACACCACUACACUUGGAAUAACUCAAAUGGUUUUCCUCAAAGUUCCUCUUCCCCAAUGCUGUGGUCGAAUUUGCAGCAUCCAGUGCACAUGCAUGGUUAUCCUGGUGUGCCAGCUCACACACUGAACACUGGUGCUUAUCCUUUGGAUCAACACCACUUGGGUUCAGCUCCAAAUAAUGGAGGCAGUUUUGGAAAUGUACACACUUUUCAUUCAGGGUCUCUUGGAAGUGUAGGGUUUCCUGGUAGCCCUCAACUAUAUCCAUCAGAUAUCGCUGCCUUUGCACCUGCCAGAGGAAAUUACAGGGAGACCAUGUUCUCCCCAGUUGCCGCUGGAUUUCCAUCAAUGCAACAAAUGUGCCGUGGAAUCAAUGGAAGGAACCCUAUGAUCCAGGUUUCCGCUUCUUAUGAUGCAACUAAUGAUCGUGUGAGGAGCCGAAGACAUGAUGGAAACACUGUGCAGCCGGAAAACAAAAGGCAAUUUGAGCUUGAUGUUGACCGCAUAGCAAAUGGUGAAGACUCGCGCACCACACUGAUGAUAAAAAACAUCCCUAACAAGUACAAUGUUAAGCUGAUUUUAUCUGUCAUUGAUGAGAAUCAUCGUGGAACCUAUGAUUUCAUCUACCUUCCAAUUGACUUUAAGAACAAAUGCAACGUAGGCUACGCUUUCAUCAAUAUGACCGAUCCACAACACAUAAUUCCAUUUUACAAGACAUUUAAUGGCAAGAAAUGGGAGAAGUUCAAUAGUGAAAAGGUGGCAUCACUUGCAUACGCCAGAAUCCAGGGCAGGAGUGCUUUGAUUUCUCAUUUUCAGAACUCUAGCCUGAUGACUGAAGACAAAUGGUGCCGUCCUAUACUUUUCCGCAAGGAUGGUCCAAAUGCAGGGGAUCAGGAACCUUUCCCUGUCGGGAACCAUGUCCGGUCCAGGUACGGCAGGAGCAGGCCAAUUCUCAGCUCGGAUAGUAGAGGAGACAUGAGUCCAUCAACCUCACCUAACCAAGAGAACUCUAGCCACAGGGCAAACACAAUCCAGGAGAGUCGGGAGUAGGCGUAGCGUUGUUCGCAAUAAGUUAUCGCCCCCAGUUUUGCUAUUUAUUUUUCUCAUCAGCAAAAGUUGGGGCGUGCAAGUGAGUGGGUACAACCAAGCAACGAAAAACUCUUUGUCGUGGAUGAGUCUGGUGGCGAUUCGCCCUCAGUUUUUGCCCUGUCAAACCUAGGGGAAAGGCGCAGAGGUGUUUUUGAGCUUUGUGAGAACUGAAAUGAGAUUGGAACAGGUUGUACAGUUUGGGUUUCUGAAGGAUGCUAAAUGCUAAUUGACUUGAAUGUUUCAUGACUUGGUUCAUUUCGCUCA
Molecule: messenger RNA, 3380 nt
Organism: Brachypodium distachyon (stiff brome)
Lineage: Eukaryota; Viridiplantae; Streptophyta; Magnoliopsida; Poales; Poaceae
Product: protein MEI2-like 3
Exons: 15
Coding region: 315-3077 (920 amino acids)
Molecular function (GO): RNA binding
Source: RefSeq, a predicted model, not a curated record